Neopelma chrysocephalum (saffron-crested tyrant-manakin) is the source of this 1091-nucleotide messenger RNA. It is a transcript of the gene KHK, whose product is annotated as ketohexokinase. Lineage: Eukaryota; Metazoa; Chordata; Aves; Passeriformes; Pipridae. The coding region runs from base 69 to 1001 and encodes 310 amino acids. The record is from RefSeq and is a predicted model, not a curated record. The transcript is spliced from 7 exons. Gene Ontology annotation, molecular function: ketohexokinase activity. Gene Ontology annotation, biological process: fructose metabolic process.
GGGGUCUGUGCCCGGUCCUCAUCCCGGUCCCGGUCCCGUUCCCAGUCCCGCACCGCAGCGGGUCCGGGAUGGCGGCGCGGGCGGGCGGCGCCGCGGGCGAGCGGCGGAUCCUGUGCGUGGGGCUGGUGUGCCUGGACAUCAUCAGCGUGGUGGAGACUUUCCCGGCCGAGGACUCCGACACCAGGUGCGUGUCGCAGCGGUGGCAGCGGGGCGGGAACGCCUCCAACUCCUGCACGGUGCUGGCGCUGCUGGGAGCCCCCUGCGCCUUCAUGGGCUCGCUGGUCCCCGGCCCCGCCGCCGACUUCAUCGCGGCGGAUUUCCAGCGCCGGGGGGUGGACACGGCGCACAUCGCCUGGCAGCCCCGCGGGGACGUGCCCUGCGCCUGCUGCCUCGUCAACGCCUCCAGCGGCUCCCGCACCAUCGUCCUGCACGACACGAACCUGCCCGAUGUGACGGCCCGCGACUUCGAGCGGGUCGACCUGUCCCGGUACAAGUGGAUCCACUUUGAGGCCCGGAACGCGGCGGAGCAGGAGGCGAUGCUGGAGCGGGUGGAGCGGCACAACCGGGCGGCGGCACCGGGACAGCGGGUCCGGAUCUCGGUGGAGCUGGAGAAGCCCCGGCAGGAGCUGCUGCCGCUGAUGGGGCGGGGCCAAGUGGUGCGGGGCGGGGCCUGGCCAAGGGGGCGGGGCUUACAGCUCAUGGGCGGGGCCAGGGGCGCUGGGGGUCGUGGCCCGGGCUCGAGGGGUGCAGGGGUGGGGGCCACCCUGAUCUGCGCCUGGGCCGAGAAGGGGGCCGACGCCGUGGGGCCCGACGGGGAGCUGGUGCACUCGGACGCCUUCCCCCCCGAGACCCUCGUGGACACGCUGGGGGCCGGGGACACCUUCAACGCCGCCGUCAUCUUCGCGCUCGCAGAAGGGAGGACCCUGCAGGACGCCCUCACCUUCGGCUGCCGGAUCGCAGGCAGGAAAUGUGGGAUCCAGGGCUUCGAUGGCAUCGUCUGAGCCUGUGCCCGGAGACCCCCCUCACCGCCCAGGAGCACCACGGAUCCACUGCACGCAGCACCUCCCCCAAUAAAGCGCCACGUGCCCCAC